UAGAAGGCUAGAAGUGCAGACAGGACAGAAGGACAGAAAGGGUGCAGACCAUAGACUAUGGUGCAGACGACGUCCCCCGGAAGCUGUUGUUCUUCUUCGUGGCAGGAGGAGGCUGUUGCUUAGUGCCACGUUGAUGGAGUCCAGUGGGGACGUGGAAAUCUGUCUUGAGUUCGUAGCCCGGACCCGGUAGCUUCUUCUUGUUUCCACAGCUGCUAACCCCGAAGCAGAACCGAAAGGGGAACCUGUAACAAUUACGGCUGGAGGGGCGUUUGUGUUUGUCACCUAUUUUAUGUGUGCGUUUGUGUAAGAGGGAGCAAAGAAGGUAAAGGAUGAAACUUAAAGAAAUCAACCGCACAGCCAUCCAGAGCUGGAGCCCUGCACAGCACCACCCCAUCUACCUUGCAACAGGAACAUCAGCCCAGCAGCUGGAUGCCUCCUUCAGCACCAAUGCCUCCUUGGAGUUUUUCGAGCUGGACUUGACUGAGCCAUCUCUGGACAUGAAGUCGUGCGGCAGCCUCUCCUCCUCUCACAGAUACCACAAACUGGUUUGGGGUCCCUAUGGGAUGGAUGGCCAAGGUCACCCAUCUGGGGUCCUUAUUGCAGGCGGCGAGAACGGCAACGUCAUCCUGUACGACUCUGCAAAGAUCAUGGCUGGAGAGACCGACGUGAUCAUUGCUGAGAGUGACAAGCACACAGGACCAGUGAGAGCUCUCGACGUCAACCCGUUCCAGACAAACCUGGUUGCAUCAGGUGGGAAUGAGUCUGAGAUCUAUAUCUGGGACAUGAACAACUUUGGCUCUCCAAUGACACCAGGACCUAAAACUCAGCCUGUGGAAGACAUCAGCUGUGUGUCGUGGAACAGACAGGUCCAACACAUCCUGGCCUCUGCCAGUCCGAGCGGCCGAGCCUCGGUGUGGGACCUCCGCAAGAAUGACCUCAUUAUUAAAGUUAGCGACCACAGCAACCGAAUGCAUUGCUCGGGGCUGGCUUGGAACCCAGAAGUGGCCACUCAGCUGGUCUUGUCAUCGGAGGACGAUCGGAUGCCAGUCAUCCAGAUGUGGGACUUACGUUUUGCUACGUCUCCUUUCAAGAUUCUAGAGAAUCACACACGGGGCGUCCUGGCCAUCGCCUGGAGCUUGGCUGAUCCUGAGCUGCUCCUGAGCUGCGGGAAGGACAACAGGAUUCUGUGCUGGAAUCCAAACACAGCAGAGGUUCUGUAUGAGUUGCCCACCAGCAAUCAGUGGUGCUUUGACAUCCAGUGGUGUCCCAGGAACCCCGCGGUGCUGUCGGCUGCGAGCUUUGACGGACGCAUUAACGUCUACUCCAUCAUGGGGGGCAGCAACCAGGCGCAGAGCCAGAGACACGCUGACCAGAUUAGCAACUCGUUUGGGAACAUGGAUCCUUUUGGGACAGGACAAACUUUGCCCCCGCUGCAGCUGCCCCAGACUCCUGCCCCGCCAGCUACAGUCAACCCCCUGAAGAAGCCACCCAAGUGGAUCCGCAGACCUGUAGGAGCCUCGUUUGCUUUUGGUGGGAAGCUGGUGUCUUUGGAGAACCCAAAGCCGAACCCGCAGCAGCCUCAGCAGCCCGCUUCACACGUCGUACACGUCAGCCAGGUUGUUACAGAAACGGCCUUUUUGAAGCGCUCCGAUCAGCUUCAGGCCACUCUGAGUGCAGGCAGCUUUGUGGAUUUCUGCCAGGGGAAGAUCGAUGCAGCAGAAAAUGAGUUUGAAAAAACUCUUUGGUCUUUCCUCAAGGCUAAUUUUGAAAGUGAUAUCCGAAGCAAGUACCUGGAACUUCUGGGGUACAACAAAGAGGAGCUAGCCUUAAAGAUUUCAGCAGCACUAGAAGAAAAGCCUGCUGACCCGCCGCAGGUGGAGGUGCCCGCUCCAGCCAGCCUGCAGCCUUUACCAGACAUCAGCCUCGUGCCGCCUUCUGACACACCAGAGGCAGCGUUCGCAGCUGCAGUCGUGGCGCCUGUGGACAAUCCCGAGGCAGCUUUUGACAUGAUUGCUGCCGCAGUCGUGCCGCCCACUGACACUCCCAAAGCAGCCUUUGACAUGACAUCUGCAGCACUCGUGCCGCCUGCUGACACUCCCGAGGCGGCGUUCGACAUGAUUGCUGCCGCAGUCGGGCCGCCUGCUGACACUCCCGAGGCGGCGUUCGACAUGAUUGCUGCAACAAACCUUCAGCCUGCUACAACCACGAUGGAAAUAGACUCCAUUCCUGACCCUGAAGAGCCAGCAGCAGCAGCAGCAGCAGAUCCAGAGGAUGCUCCUACCACCGAGCCGGAAGAAAAUGUGGACCAGGUUCUUCCAGAGGAGGAAGCAGAGGAAGAGGAGAUCCCCUUGGAGGAGGAAGAAGAGGAGGAGGAGGAGGAGGAGGAGGAGACGGCAGCACCGGUGGAGGAGGAGCGCAGUCCUCCUGAGACCUCAGCUCCAGCUCCGUCCCCGGCUCAAGCUCCAGCUCACACUCCAGCCCCAGCCCUCACAGAUGGAGUCAGUCUCAGCAUCAGUCAAGAUGUAGACGGGCUGAUCACACAGGCCCUGCUGACCGGAGACUUUGAGGGAGCUGUGGAGCUCUGUCUCCAUGACAACCGGAUGGCAGACAGCAUCAUCCUGGCCAUCGCCGGAGGUGUCGAGCUCUUACAGAAAACCCAGAAGAAGUAUUUUAUGAAAACGCACAGCAAGAUAACCAAGCUGAUCAGUGCAGUGGUGAUGAAAGACUGGCAUGACAUCCUGAAGACAUGUGACCUGCAGAACUGGAAGGAGGCGCUGGCUGCGGUCAUGACCUACGCUCAGCCCGAGGAGUUCUCCGCCCUCUGUGACCUUCUCGGGGGCAGACUGGAGGCAGCAGAGGAUGCCCAACUCCAAGCCCAGGCCUGUCUGUCUUACAUCUGUGCUGGAAACGUGGAGAAACUUGUGUCUUGCUGGACCAGAGCACAAGACGGCCACUGUCCACUCUCUCUCCAGGACCUGGUGGAGAAGGUGGUGGUGCUGCGGCGUGCAGUGGAGCAAACCCAGCGCUCUGGUCCCACUGCUAUUGGCAUCCUGCUUGCUGAGAAGAUGAGCCAGUAUGCCAACCUGCUGGCCUCCCAGGGCAGUCUGUCCACCGCCAUCACCUACUUGCCUGACAACACCAACCAGGUUUCCGUACAGCAGCUUCGUGACCGUCUCAGUCGGGCUCUGGGGCAGCAAGCGGCGGCGGCAACUGCUCCUACAGCGCCGGUACAAAACCAAAGAGCUCAGCCGCCUGCCCCGACUCAGCGCACCUCGCAGCACGCCUCGGCCCUGCCCCAGCGUACGUUCACUCCGAUCCAGCCCGCCAUGGGGCCUCAGCCCACUGCAGCAGCUCCGGUGCCCAUGCUGACGCCGGCUGCCUCGGCCCCUGCACAGCCACAGUAUUACCAGCCGGUGAGGGCUACCUCCACUGUCACCUCCUGGAGUAACCAAACUCCCACCGCCCUCCCCAAUGUCCCUCCUACUCCUCUUCAAGUAGGCAGAGCCUCAGAGCAGCAGGUGGAGCCUUCAGGCCCCAUGUAUGGGAUGCAACCGUCCUGCACAGCUGCUCCACCUCCAGCCUCCUCCACUUCUGGGUACAUGUACUCCCAUCAGUACCAGCCCUACCCCCAGGUCAGCCAGUAUCCACCUGGAGCUGGGGGGGCGUCUAUCUAUCAGCCUCUUCAGUACUCCUCCGCUGCUGCUCCUCCUGCAGAGCCCCCUGGCUUUCUCUCUCAGUACACACAGCCGGCCUCUCCGGUCUAUCCCGGACAACCUCCCAUCAGCCAGUGCCUGUCCUCCUCUCCUCCCUCCCAUCCUCCUUUCUUUCCCACCGCCUCCUCCUCCUUUUCCGCUCCUCCGUCCUCCGGAGCGUCUUUCCAGCAUGGCGGGCCAGGAUCUCCUGUGUCGUACAUGCCUCUUCCUCCACCGAGCGGAGUCUCAGGGCCUCAGAAUGGCUGGAAUGAUCCUCCGGCACUGAACAGACCAUCAAAGAAGAAGCCGGCUCCAAUGAACUACGCCCCUCCUGCUCCCAUCAUGGCUCCGCUGGGCGCUGACCCUCAGGCCCAGCCGGUACCCUCUGGGCCCCCUCAGGCCAUGGGCCAGGGCCCGCAUGGAGCCCAGGUCCCCUACUCAGGCAUGCAGCAGCAGCAGCUCUCCCCUCCACCCAUGAACCCUGCAAUGCCCAAGACCAGCAUGGAGGGGGCACCAGGAGCGCCUACUGGAGAUGUUAUACAGCCUCUGCAGUCCAUCCCUGCUGAGAAGAUCAUGAAGAAGCCCAUCCCCGAUGAGCACCUUGUCCUGAAGACCACGUUUGAGGGGCUCAUCCAGAAGUGCUUGGCUGUAGCUGCCGACCCUCAAACCAAGAGAAAGCUUGAUGAUGCCAACAAACGUCUGGAAGCGCUCUAUGACAAACUUAGAGAGCAGACACUCUCUCCCGCCAUCGUAGGAGGACUUCACAACAUGGCGAGGAGUAUAGAGGCGCGGUCCUACGCCGAGGGCCUCAACAUCCACACCCACAUAGUCAGUAACAGCAACUUCAGCGAGACGUCAGCGUUCAUGCCCGUGCUCAAGGUGGUGCUGACACAGGCCAACAGACUCGGGGUGUGAUCGGGCAGAGAGUCCUCGGAGUCUUUGACCGGUGGACGAGGCAGAGUGAGUGGUCAGUGGUCAAGCUCGUUUCACAGGGAGCAGUGCAAAUGACGAAGAAUUCUGAGAUGUAUGAAAAUCCUGUUAAAGUCGUCUUUGUGCCAUUCAUGUUUUCUGACGCAACCCAAACACAAGCCAUGCUAUCAGUCGCACUCAGUGGUGAAAGUAACGUCUGAGCCCUGUGCAAACGAACCGCACACAAAGAAUAAAGGGCUAGAGACUAUUUUUAUUUAAAUACCACCUUAGGUUACAUGUACACUUCCACAUUUGGUUUAAAAAUGAUUAUCUUUUGCUUUGUUCACGCCUUGCGUACUACUACGUAACUACUCCGAUGUUUCAGAGCCCCUAAAACGGACACAUUUGAAAACACUGCUCGUUUUGGUUUUGGUUUGAAAACUGCGUGGCUGCGUUGUAGUCUGGACGGCACUAACGGAGACCAAUGAACGUCAGUCAGUCUUAUUCGUAACCUUUCAGCAACGGUUCCACCUCGUCGUCGACUGCUCUUACUUUUCACCAUUGUUGUUCUUUCUCCGAAGUAUCAUCUGUAUUUUCAAAUUAUACAUCAAUGAUUUGAACCGCAGAGUAACAGACAAUCUUUCUGUUCACACCGGCAUGCACAUGCCCAGAGUGUGUGAAUGGUCAUGUGAUAUGUGUUGUCAGACGUGUAAAUAUGGACGGAGAGGAGUUCUUUUAGUCUUAGAACGCUGCUUAAAAAUGAAAACAGUAGUGUAGAUGUAGCCUUAAUCUGCCAACUUGCUAACCAGUUACACAAAACAUUUGUGUAAAUGUUAAUUAAAAGUUGCAAUAAAUAUGCAGUAAUUUGUGUUGAAGCAAAUUAAAUCUCCUAAAUGGCAAGCAAAAUAUAAGGAAGCUUUAGCAUAUAGAAUAAGGACAUAAUUAAGGCAUUUAUUGACCGACAAAAGUAGGAAAAGCAACGGGAAAUUCAGGAAUUUUAAGGGCAUUACUUUCUAUUUGUGUUGAGAUAAUCAAAAUAAAUGUAGUAUGGUUAAAGUUAAAUCUUUUGGCUCACAACUGCACAAACAACAAUUAUUUAAGGAAUAUUAGCUUGUUCAUCUUUAUAGUCUUUUGAUAUUUGUGCGCUAAAUUAAUGCUCAGAUGUCUUUUUUUAUAAUCCAUAAAAAGUACAAAAUCAUGCUUUUUUUUUUUUUUUUUUUUUUUUUUUUACAUAUAAAUGCAUAAUUGCCUGAACGCUGUUUUCCAACAGACCUGCAAAUGAAGCAUUUCAUAGAAAGAUUUAUUUUUUUAAACGGGCAUUAGAUUGACUGACUUAAAACUGUAGGGCCCUAUCUCGCACCCAGCUUAGCACAAAGCUCAUCGCAAGUGUCUUUGCUAGUUUAAGACUGACGCAGUUGUCAGUUUCCCGUCCAGCGCUUACAUCGUU
Messenger RNA from Perca flavescens (yellow perch), 6048 nucleotides. It is a transcript of the gene sec31a, whose product is annotated as SEC31 homolog A, COPII coat complex component. The record is from RefSeq and is a predicted model, not a curated record. Bases 330 to 4607 code for a protein of 1425 amino acids. Gene Ontology annotation, molecular function: protein binding; structural molecule activity. The transcript is spliced from 28 exons. Gene Ontology annotation, biological process: endoplasmic reticulum organization; endoplasmic reticulum to Golgi vesicle-mediated transport; COPII-coated vesicle cargo loading. Lineage: Eukaryota; Metazoa; Chordata; Actinopteri; Perciformes; Percidae. Gene Ontology annotation, cellular component: COPII vesicle coat; endoplasmic reticulum exit site.